UCGGGUCGGUGGGCAGCGGGCUGCCGGUGAUUGACCAGCUUCUCUCCCUGAUCUGUCAGCCGGCUGGCUUGGCGCCUCCCCUCUCCUCUAUAAAUGUAGGAAAUCUAUUCAUUCCUUUCACACCGAGCGUGCUGAAGUGAGAGGAACUGUGAGGCUCCACGGGAUGUUUUGACAGACUAGAAUUUCGCCUUUUGGUUGAUCUUCUUCUCUCGCUAAUUUGAGGCUGUAUUAAAGUGGCAUUUGCCGUGUUUACAGCGCCGUGGUAAUCUCUAAUUCCUCUUGCUACUAGUAGUGUAAUUGUUCGAUUUUUUUUGUUGCCUCUCGCUGAGCGGUUGGUUAUCUAAGAUGAAGGCUGUUACUCCAGUCCGCCCCCAGGACUCCUCCUCCACCAGCAGCCAGCUCUCCAUGCACUAUCUGUCGAAGCAGAGCCUCAACAUCGCCCGGUGCAGGAUGGAAGAGGAGGAGCUGUUCUGCCUGCAGUACGACAUGAACGACUGCUACAGCCGACUGAAGCGCCUGGUUCCCACCAUUCCGCAGGAUAAGAAAGUCAGCAAAGUGGAGAUCCUCCAGCAUGUCAUAGACUACAUCCUGGACCUGCAGCUGGCCCUGGAGACGCACCCUUCUCUCCAUAAACAACAGCCACAGCGGAGCGGGACCUGCCCUCCUCCAGCCUCAAACCCCAGCCGGACACCGCUGACGGUGCUCAACGCUGACCACCACCAGAGGACGUCAAUAGUCAAAAAGCCGGAGGACACGAUUUUAUGCCGCUGAGACAUGAGCACUGCAUUGGUGUGCAGGCUGCACAGAGCUGCUCCAAAGCCAGCAAAGCUUCGCCAGGGACUCACACCCAACUGGAGGCACAAUCACAAGGGGAUUUCAAAACCGCUGGGAGGAAUUAAACCCAAAUAAAGUCACUAUUCAUAUAAGCUUUUUUUUUUUUUUUUGGUUCCAUUGAACAAGGAAUCACUGUGUAGACAUCUCCCUCUUCUUCCUCCUGUUUAAGUUGCUCUAACUUUACUUCUUCCCACUUAAAAUUUUUCUAAAAGAGUGAAAAUAUGGAAUCCCCACGUGGAGAAGUUUUGUGUUGGAAACUUGUCUGUCAACAGCUAUGAAAACUGUUUGUGAAUUGUGCUUAAAGAAUAGUUAAAAAUGACUCCAGUUUAAAGCUUUACUAAACUGCGAAAAUCAUUGUACAUGUUUUGUACAUCUAUUGUUUAAAAUAGAUGAUUUGUGUUGGACAGGGAUUUAAUCCCUGGAAUCUUAAAAUGUUUCAUAUUGUAAAGAAGAACAAUUCUGAUUCGAGACAAUUAAGAUUGUACAUAAAGAGACACAAAUGUUCUAUAAAAGUAUGUGAAAGGAAUACUUAUAUGUUUAAAAUAGACUAUUGUAAUUAUAAGCUAUUUUUAUUAAAACCUUUUUUGUCGUUAUGUAAAUAUUGUGUUUCCACGUUAUGCUCUGCCAGUAAUGUCCUCACAUGACGAUAUCAGUUAACUCUUUGCAGUGUUUUGGAAUAGUUGAAUAUGUAGCAUGUCAGGCUCAUUGCAGAGAUGUUGAAUGUGCACUGAAGCAGCCCUCCGUGUGUAGAUAUGUGGUGGAGUUCAAUACAAGUUCUUUUAUGAUUUGGCCUGCUCAGCUUUCUCUUGAGUUGUUUUGUAUUCAUUAACUACGACAGCUUUGACCUGCUGGGAGCGAUGGGUCGCUCUGCUAUUUGAUCUGUAACAAAAAGGCCUGAUCUGAUUGUGUUACACCGCACUCCUGUUCAAAAAAAUGAAUCUGAUCGUCACAGCACUUUGACAGUGUUUACAAUAUAAUACAUCAAAAUCACUGCAACACAAUGUCGCUGUUCUAGGGGAGUUAAUGAUUGACACCAUGAAACCAUGAAACUUUGGUUAUGAACUGAUGAAAUAUGUGAACAUGAAGAGACUCUUUUCGGACAAACAAACAACUGUAUUCAGACAGGCCGUGUCUUUAAGUAGAUAUGAACUGAUUUCCCUGUCGGAGAGUCAGCAGCCGUUGUUAAUGUAAAGAAAAGAAAGCCUUUAUUUUUCAUGACAUCGAACACCGAAUUUACCUCACCACCCUCCUGCCAGUGUGAGAGGGCACUUGUACAUUACUGUCAGCUGCACUGUUGGACUUGACCUUCACUGGCUUGUGAGGAGUUGUCAAAACAAUUAAAGUUUCCAGGAAGAA
Seriola aureovittata is the source of this 2190-nucleotide messenger RNA. It is a transcript of the gene id4, whose product is annotated as inhibitor of DNA binding 4. Lineage: Eukaryota; Metazoa; Chordata; Actinopteri; Carangiformes; Carangidae. The transcript has 3 exons. Gene Ontology annotation, molecular function: protein dimerization activity; transcription regulator activity. Bases 346 to 771 code for a protein of 141 amino acids. The record is from RefSeq and is a predicted model, not a curated record. Gene Ontology annotation, biological process: cell differentiation; circadian regulation of gene expression; negative regulation of transcription by RNA polymerase II. Gene Ontology annotation, cellular component: cytoplasm; nucleus.